CAAACAACAACUGUCAAAAGUCGUGUUCUCUCAAAAAAAAAAAAAAAACUUCUACAAAAAAAAAUUCAUUUUGAUUUUUCACGAAAAAAAAUCGUCACUUUUUUUUACUUUCAACUGGAUAAUUCGCACACAUUUGGAAUUUAUUAUUUUAACAAAAUCCCACUCAAACGAAAGGUGAAUAUUUAAGCUUCCAAAAAUUCGGACACAAAAAAUUACCUCGGCCACACAAUUGAAUGAAAAAAAGAUGGAAAUAACCAAAGGGAUGCCUUAGGCAUCACGACAGAAUGCUUGCCAUUACCAAAUGCUGCGGCUGUUGCCUUACAAAUUAAUCGAAUCGAACGCAACUUCUCCUUGUUUUUCUGAAGUUCAUAAAACUUCAGACAAACUUGAGACGUACACAACAACACACACUCACACACAAAACAAGACACUCUCUUUCAAAUACACAAAACUACAGAAUUAACCUCUUCGCUAUUCUCCCUGCACAAUGACUAAUUGUGAAAUUGUUAUCGUUGCGACAACUGAUGAACCAGCAACGGACAUUCAAAUUCCCUUCAACGUGAUAACCUCAGCGGCAACAGUUUCAGCCACUGGUGUCACAACUACCACUCAUCACCUCGCGCCACUGCAACAAAGCUCGGAACAGCAAGUCCUGCAGCUGCAAACCGAAGCCAUCCAGCAGCAAGUGCAAACGGCGGCCGGGACAUUACCGCCGCAAUUGGAUCGUUAUCCAGCCAAUAGUCAGGAGAAACCAUUCCAAUGCAGCAUUUGUGAGCGACGGUUUCGACAGCUAAGCACACUAACGAAUCACGUCAAAAUCCAUACCGGCGAGAAACCCUACAAAUGCACGAUAUGCGACAAAACCUUUCGACAAUCGAGCACCCUAACGAAUCACAUGAAAAUCCAUACCGGCGAAAAACCAUUCAUUUGUUCGUUCUGCCCCAAGCAGUUCCGUCAGCUGAGCACACUCACAAAUCACCUCAAAAUCCACACCGGCGAGAAACCAUUCGAAUGUGCCGUUUGCAAGAAACAAUUCCGCCAAUCGAGUACGCUCAACAAUCACAUAAAGAUCCAUGUCAUGGACAAGGUUUAUAUACCAGUGAAGAUCAAAACCGAAGAGGAAGAGGGAUGACUAGAAAUGGUGGCCGAUGGUCAGACACCGGUCACCACGCCAAAUCACCAAACUCAACUCCAACAGCUUCCGCUCCAGCUCCAACAACAGCAACAACAGCAAACGCAAACACACCAAGUUGUUUUGGAUGCAACGCAAUUAGCCGAGGGCAUAAUCUCUGCAGCUGACGUGGUGAAGAUCGAGGUGAAUAGCGUACAAUCGGACUGCGAAUUUCCAG
Messenger RNA from Episyrphus balteatus (marmalade hoverfly), 1349 nucleotides. RefSeq names its product adult enhancer factor 1 (gene Aef1). The transcript has 2 exons. The record is from RefSeq and is a predicted model, not a curated record. The coding region runs from base 488 to 1132 and encodes 214 amino acids. Gene Ontology annotation, biological process: regulation of transcription by RNA polymerase II. Lineage: Eukaryota; Metazoa; Arthropoda; Insecta; Diptera; Syrphidae. Gene Ontology annotation, molecular function: DNA-binding transcription factor activity, RNA polymerase II-specific; RNA polymerase II cis-regulatory region sequence-specific DNA binding.